AUGGCAUGGGGAGACUAUUGUUUAUGCAUACAGAUCAGCGAGGUGAUUCGGCUACCGAAAAGUGUUUCUAUUCCAGUGACACUGAAGGUUCUGGAGUUUGAACUUUUCCAUUUCUAUCCAAUCCCAAAAAUUAUGUGCGGUAUAUCAUUUGCAGCUGUAGGCCUAAUGGAUAUGUUCAACACUGGAGGAGCUUUGGAUGAGGUCGAAAUUCAUAGAGAGACUGACAAAAAACAAGAACUAUUUGACAGAGAGGUUGUAUCAUCAGAACUGAUAAUUUCUCUAGGUCCUAACUGA
Lathyrus sativus (Indian pea) is the source of this 294-nucleotide messenger RNA. The record is from the annotation of a GenBank genome assembly. NCBI's taxonomy places the organism in Eukaryota, Viridiplantae, Streptophyta, Magnoliopsida, Fabales, Fabaceae.